This is a messenger RNA of Paramuricea clavata, 22160 nucleotides long. Lineage: Eukaryota; Metazoa; Cnidaria; Anthozoa; Malacalcyonacea; Plexauridae. The record is from the annotation of a GenBank genome assembly.
CAAGUUCAACAGUGUACAAGAGGCCCUUGACGCAAAAGGGUUCCUUUGAAAGACAGUACGUGGGAAGCAGGAACCAUUGUAAGUGAGCGGAACCUAAAUUCUGAAAAAAAAACACAACUUUUAGAGGUCCUUAGCACAGCUCUUACGUGUGCGUAUCAGCGUAUGCAUGCCUUGGGAAGAUAACACUUGUAUAAACUUGGCAUUCAGUGGUAGGAUGUACUUUAGACGCCCUCGUAAUCAAGGACACAACGCUACCGAAUGACAACGCUAUUUCGUGCACUAGAAAAUGACAAGAGGUAAAGAUUGAAAGGCUCUUGGAACAUAUUUGUUUCUCAGCCCAUUAGUAAUGUGCCAUCAUUCUCGAAACCAUUUCUUAUCGGAUUGCGAAGAAUUAGGAAAGAAUAGAAAAUGUUCAGCCCUAAUACUCCUAAAUCGUAGUCCUUGCAUCCAGAGAUGCAGAAUUUGAACAAUAUACAAAUCAUUUUCCUGAAAUAACGUGAGAUUUGUAAGUCCAACCGUGAGACCUGGAGUUUAGCCCCAAAACCUGGACACGAAUGGGUAAACCGUAAACUUGGCAGCUCUGUGUAUCCGCGAUAAUUCUCCCAUUAACUCUUACAAUAACUGAUAACUUUUUCACAUGUCUUUUAUUAGGAAGGUCAUAUUACAAUAAUAUCAUGAUCACAUGGAUUUCAAAUUCCGUUGGCGUUCUUGGCAGCAUUUAUACUUGAGAAAUUUCUUCGGAUUUGUUUUUGUGCUUUUCAUCGACAACUGUCCGACUGCCUUUGGCAUCAAUGGGAUGUAUCUAACGAACGACAUGAUAAUAUAUAAUGAAUGACAAAAUUAAACUUAGGUAAGUUUUCAAGGCAUUUUUUAAUACCAUGGACUGGUGGGGCAUUUGCCCCACUGGACCCCUUCCUCUGCCCCACCACUGAAGAAAAAAAUGGCCUAUUGCCCCAAAGCCAGGUCUCUAGGACCUGUACUGAGUAAAUGAGUUUAACAUUGAAAAGAAGUUUACGAAACAAAAUUUGUUGGUGAGCAUACUUAAACUUAUGUUAUGUUUGAAUGUUUAGCAUGCAAUUUAUUACAAAUUUCACCAUUAAAACUUUGUUUUGGGAAGCGGAGAUUUUUUUAAAAUGUGUUCUCAGAAUGUAGGGAAUGCUAUUUCAGAGACCCAAAUUUUAAAAAUUUCCUGGGGGGGGACAUGCUGCCACAUUCAAUCCCCUAGCUAACUCGUGUCUGCGGUACUCUGUUCACACCUUCGGCGAUCACAUACUGUGCUGGGGGAGGACAAGGAAAAUGGGCCCUUUGGCAGUUUUGCCCCACCACUGAAGAAUCCUUAAAAAAUGCACUGUAAGUUUCGUAAAGCUCAAUAAUUCAUAAAGAAAAUUGUGAAACUGAUUAAGAGAAGAUUUUUGUGUAUGUUACGAAACAAGCGUUCAAAAAUAAUGAUGAGCGUAAUGUACUGCUUAUGACUACUGAAAUAAACCCCCCUUUUGUUAUAUUAGCGGUUAUGACUGUAUUCAAAACUAUUUAGUUUUCGAUACGUUUUUUAGUCGGCAAACAAACUUAAAAUGUAUGUUUAGUCCUUUAUCUGUAAAAUAAUGCUAAAAUGAAGAGAUUUUAGAUGAUACGCCAAACAGAAAAUGAUGUCCGAAGUUCAGUGAGUUCUGCUAAUAUUGCUGUAAAUAUGGCGUCACUUUCAUAGCAUCAUUGACAAUUGUAUUUUAAUUGACAUUUUUUUCUAUUAUAUUUAUGUUUCACAAGCAACGAAUGCAUUUAAAAAGGUAGCUAACUGUAUAAACUAGAGAACAAAACAAUUUUGAGAGCUACACCGAGUAAUAAUUAAGUAAAAGUAAUAAUUCAUGAAGAAAACACAGAAGAAAUCAUGAGCGUGAAGAAGUUUGUAUAUCUGAUACAAAAUCAUGCUGAUUUACAUAAACGUUUAGUUUAAUUUUCUCAUCAAAUAUCAUUCAUUUAUUUUAAAUUGUUGAAGAAUACGAAUGUUCUCAUGAAGACGUUUCGCAAGCCAUUUCCAACAUGUUGUAAAUAUACAAAAUUUAUCUCCAAAUACAAAAUUUUGAGCUCCUCAUUCAGUACUUACUGGAUAGUUUUUUGAAACGGCCUAGAAAUCGUACAGUUAUAGUAUUCACCUGGUGUAAUUUCGCUCAACUUCAUACCAAGUUUGGUGUCAGCGCCAUCCAGGUCGCUCUUGAGUACAGUUCGUUGGGGUUCGAUCUUUGCGCGAAGUCUGGAAACUAGUUCGAUUUCUGCUGCAGAAGUACGGAAAAGCUUGGCAGCCUUGCUUGACAGCGGUGGUAGUGGCAAUCGUGGCACGAUCCUGAGUUGACUAAUUGACAUGGCUAAAUGAAAGAGAAUUAAUGAAAUAUUGAAAUUGAAGUUCGACAAUGACAUGGAAAAUAUGUGACGUCCAUUUUGUCAAUAACUUCGUUUGCUUAAGCUCUACAUUUAAAACACAAGCAGGAGUGCUUUAUCAGAUAUAAGACCAUAUAAGACACGAAAGCGCUGCUCGACUGUUUUAAAUCUGAUAAAGCACAGACUACAGAAGCGACGUCAGUUCCUUUGUCGGUAUCCAUUUUGCCACGUCUUGCUGACGUAACAAGUCAUACCGACAAAGGAAAAAGGUCGCUUCGCGCGAGAAAAUUCGCUAGUGGAAAACCGGUUUAAAAUGGCUUUAAAAAACGACCCAUCAGAAGAGUUCAUUGGCGAAGUAAUUUUAAAAAUAAACGUUGUCUAACCCGAGAAAAUCAAAGCUAAAGUUUAUGUAAAUGAACAUGAUUUUUUAUCACAUAUAAACGGUAGCGAAUACACGAAUUCGAAUUCCUUUGUCUGUUCCUCAUGAAUAUGAAGUAUUGAGUUUUUAAAGAUGAUCCAGUCCGUUCUGCGCAUCAGUUCUGCACAAAACAAAGGGGGACCCCAGAUAUAAACAUUGCCCAAAUUUUGCAUCUUUCGAACUUUUUUGAAUUGAAACGUAGAGUUUAUAUUCAUUUACAAGCAUGGCGAAGCAGAAAAGUGUUAGAUGUACUAUUUAAAGCACGCGUAGGAGUGUUUUAUCACAUAUAAAACACGACGCGUAGCGGAGUGUUUUAUAUGUGAUAAAACACGACUACGAGUGCUUUAAAUAGCUUAAAAAACGACCCAUCUUCUGAUGAGUACAUUAGCGAAGUAAUUUUUAAAAUAAACUUUGUCUAAACCGAGAAAAUCAAAGCUAAAGUUUAUGUAAAUUAACAUGAUUUUAUAUCACAUAUAAAACCACGACACGCUUAUGAUUUUUCUUUGUGUUUUCUCCUGAAUUAUUAAUGAGUUUUUAAAAUUCAGUUAGUAUAUCAUAUUUUACAAAUAUAGAAGUUCAAAACGUAAACAAAGAUCGCACAUGCGCACACGAGUGGACAUCAUCUUUAAGUACUAGUUGAAACAUGAGCAGCUGAUCUUUAUGGGAUGUGAAGAAAAAUCAAAGCUGAAGUUUAUGUAAAUCAGGAAAAAUCUUUAUCCGAUUUACAAACACUGAUUAAACAUUCAUUUCUUUUGAAUUUUCUUCAUGAAUUAUUAAUGACUUCUUUAAUAAUGAUUACAAACCGUUAAUACGUCCAAAGGCACUAUUCUUCGGGUUCACAUACUCGGUACACACACAACCAGGUAGAUUCUUCAAAUCAAGCAAGUCUUUUGAAUAAUAUGAUGUGUUUGUCAUCAGCUCAGUUUGGUUCAAGAAAUAUGUAUGAAACUUGUGCGCGUUGCUCUGACUUUGCCAACUCCACCAUAUUUUAUCGACGAAACCAUGAUGUAGAAUAAACUCGGGGGCUGUUGCGGAAUCGAGAGAGCACAUGGUUCCAUUGAUAGUACAGUGAACAAGAUCGUGGAACUGGAUUCUCAACAAUUGUUCGAAAUUAAAAAAAUCUGUUACGUUGGCAGUUAACGAUAUCAGAUUCUGAACUGCAAUUGCGUCUGGGGUUGUACCGGCAAAAUGUCGCCUCAAGCAUCCUCCCCCGGCGCUAGAUGGAAGUGACCACACCCCCUGCCUGAAUGGACCUGUAUUCACACAGUUCCCCCCUGGCACCCCGUUUCCACCAAAACCGUGGUUGCUUGCGUUCCACAGAGGACUAGAGAAAGGGUUAGCCGCCACCAGACUCCAAUCCCAAUAAGGAACGGUGACGCGACAAUCGAUUUGCUGCAGAAGAUUUUCAUAUUGUAAGAUAAACCAACGAUGCCAUGGUAGAAAAAAGCUUACGUUGUGAAUGUCGGUGAGAAAGAUUGUUCUGUGUAGCGUCAGAAGGGUAUCGUAUCGAGGCUUGUAAGUUGAGUUCGUCGAAGCUGUCUUAACGGUGUUGAUGUAGCGAACGCGUUCAGUGUAGGUCAUGUCUGUGAACUCUUUCCGAAGGCGACAACAUUUGACAAGUUUUCCGUUUUCGCAUCUGCAUUUUCUUCCGCAUUCAUCGUAAACUGUCUGACCAUUGUUGCACUUCUUGAAGAGAUCUGUAAGAAAAUGUUUUGUAUAAGUAAUGUGUUGAUUUUUACUAGAGACGAGUGAUUAAUCUGGACGAACUUAGGCAACGAAAGGAUAAUUCGCCUCUUUUGCAAAAAGACUGAUCCACUGAUUUUAAAAGUAAGUCUGGAUGGAGCAUAGCUUAUCGAAGGGAAGAUGGCUGUGAAACUCAUUAGAAUAACAAUAUAACUCAUUAUCUAUGUUAAUCAACGUUUAUUCAUAAAUCUGGUCCUUCACCGUCACGUGUGUAUUGUAUUUUUGCCCAACUAAGCAAUAGGCAAUGUUUUAGGAAAGUUACCUAUCCGUGAUUCCGAACAAUUAAUAUAGCUAAGGGUAAAUUGGAAAUUGCUAUUGGUUGGUUGGUUGGGCAAAAAUACAAUACACACAUGACGGUGAAGGACCAUAGUUAUGAAUAAACGUUGACUAACAUAGAUAAUGAGUUAUAUUAUUAUUCUGGUGAGUUUCACAGCCAUCUUCCCUUCGAUAGGCUAUGGAUGGAGAAACCUUUUGAAUUCAGGGAAUUGAUUUUGAAGCAAGAAUAUUGAUAAUGAGAAGAGAUUUUUUAAACUAGUGUAAUGAGAAGAGAGUGUUUAAAAUAGUUUUACUAUUAAUAAAAGAUCUUCUAAGUAUCUUGAAAGAUAUGGCUUCUAACAUCUCUUCUAACGCGUUUUAGAACGCCUUGAGGCGGCCAUUUUGCUGUGACCUCAUUAUUAAUUAUUCGCUGGCAAAUUUCGGAUAGAAGCCACUAAUAACCAAUUUCUCUCUAGAGGACAUUUUUUAUCCUACCAAUCACCGGAAACUUUAAUCCUCUGACGUCCUAUAACUCUUCAAUUUCUGCCAUCUUGGCAAGGAGUGUGCCAAAAUUUCGUAUCUAUUUUUUAAAGAUUCUAUUUUUUUAUAUAUGGAUUUAUUUAAAGACUAAUAUUAUCAUUUAAUGGACUGAAAAGUUGAUUCGCGAUAAGGUCCGUUAGCUGGGAAAAUGCUGGGUAUAAAAACUGUUUUCGACCUUCAUAGCUAUUGGACGUCAAUGGCCGCCAUCUGUGUAUUAUAAGGCACCAACUCACCUUCUUGGAAAGCCUUUGUGCCGUGAUUCAAAACUGUGUUAAUAUUCUCCAUGUGAAACACGUGGUGUGAUGAUGUCGCAACUGCUGAUAGUUCACUCUUGUUGAUACUGUUUGUAAUUCCCAGAGCAAAUAUAAUCACCCCAGCACUUUUCAACUGCCCUGCCGGGAUUCCUGGACUGACCCCUUGGUUAGGUCUGCCAACUGCUAGAACGACGACCACCUUUUUGGCGCCACUUCUAGCUCCGACAGUUACGUUGAAGAUGAGAUUGUUACGAACAUAUUGUAGCGCGUCUCCUGUUGCCGUCAUGCCGCCUGUGUACCUGUUGAAAAACAUAGAGUUCAGGAUACGCACGUAAAAACACACAAGUUGUAACAGACUUGUAGCAAUGCUAUUCCAACAACUUAUCAUCUGGAUGUGUUCGCACUGCUUGUUCCCAGCUUGUUGACAAUUAAGUGGUGAACGACUUGUUGACAACUUACUACAGGGUUAUUGAGCUCAACAGACUUGUUACAAGUUGUUCCAACAACUUGUUAUCGUCCUGCAAUUCAACAAUUUGUCAACAAGUUAUGAGUGACAAGCUUGUAGAAACUUGAUAAAAUAACAGCAUUGUUACAACAUGUUGACAAGCUUGCUACAAACCUGUUGCGAACACAUCUUGCCUACCUUGUAUAUAUGGUAAAGUAACUAAGCUAAUAGGUCACGUCAAACACGUACUUGAUUUCUCGAACUGCUUUUCGUAAACACGCUUUAUUGAUGUGUUUAUUAAAAUUAAACUCCAGUUUUACCAAAGUUGAAUAUGUCACGAUGGCCACACGAGUUUGGGUGGGAAAUAUUGGAAAAUAUUCAAUAAGACUUUCAACAAAUUGUUUCUCCACGUUGAAAUUACUUGACCCAAUGCUUCCAGAUUUAUCCAUGACAAGUACCAUGUCUAUUUUGAGCGAAGCUAUGAAAGAAAGAAAUGGUUGUGUUUCAUAUGUAUGCUCAUUCAUGUAAAAAUUGCUCUCCGGCGUAACAGUCCUGGCAAGAACGCUAAUGAAAGCGGCUAUCAAAGGGGACUAUAUACGGCUAACAAAAGGGUGUUUAUUUCAGUAUUCAUUUUGGUUCUCAGCUUGUCUUCAAUUAUAGUGUUGAAAUGAAAGAAUUAGAUUCCAACAUAAUGUUUAUACAAGAGCUGUACAAAUUAUCAAAUGGUAGGUCUGGUGGUCAAGUUAUGGACGUGAUUUAAAAAAACCCUGAAAUUUCAACAUGGCACUUCCAAAGAAUUUUGUGGAAAUUAUAUUUAUAGAUUUUAAUAAUACGAAUUUAAUAUUGAUAAAUGGGUACUUGGCUUUCAGAAGUAGUUAUUGCUAAAAAUGCCAAAAAGCUAAUUCACCAUGCAAGUAUGGAGCUAUUGCACAUGACGUCACAGCCGCCAUGUUGGUGUUCCAAUGGACUUUUGGUCUACUAACAAAAAUUCCAUCACAGCCUGAAAGAGCAUCACAAAAUUAGUAAUAUUCCGGCCAAAGUUUCGUUGCGAAAUGUUGUAAAAUGCGGAUAAUAUAGCCUUACGAAAUUUGCAAUUUUCAGUCAUUUUGUAUUACAAACGGGAAAUUGAUGCCCCAACACCCGAUUAGGCUGUCAAUUUCCCGUGCGUAAUACAAAAUGACUGAAAAUUGCAAACUUUGCAAGGCUAUGUUAUCCGCAUUUUACAACAUUUCGCAACGAAACUUUGGAAUAUUACUAAUUUUGUGAUGCUCUUUCAAGCUGUGAUGAAAUUUAUGUCUAGAUCAAAAUUUAGGCAGCGUUUACACUGUACCGUUUUCGUAGCGUUCUCGUAUUUUUCUUAAUCCUCAAGGGAACGCAAGACAAUAGUCUAGUUCUCUCGAACAAUACGAGAACGCUACGAAAACGGUACAGUGUAAACGCUGCCUUAGUCUACAAUGCAAAUGUCCAUUCAAAAGAAUUUUAAUCAGACUCUUUUGUCUGGAACACCAAUAUGGCCGCCAUGGCUUUUGUUGAGUUGGUCCCUGGGGAAUGAGUGCAAACGCUCUAUGGCUUGAACAAUAACGUAUGGGUCAAUUACUGUCGAUGCAAUGGAAGCGUUGAUAAAAUAUUGCAUGAAUUCAUUUCCUCAAGUUGAUCAAUUUGAUACGAAUUCAAAUUUCUUUUUACUUCCUGUGCGUUCCCUAUUAAUUGGUCAAUCGGUUCUGAAACGAAAUCUAAUUGGCUCAUUUAAAAGUAACAGAAGGUUGAUCAAUUUUCUAUCAAAUGAAUUGAUCAACUUGAGGAAAGGAAUUGGUGGAAUAUUUUAUCAACACUUCUAUUGCAUCGACAGUAAAGUUAAUGGAUAUUUACACAAACUUACACAUUACAAUCAAGAUGACAAACAAAGAAAAAUCUACCAAUAUUACAAUAUAUUUCAUAUUAUCUGAAGAGCAAGCUUUGUAGAAACAAAGAAAUUUUAAUUUACUUUUAAAUUGUUGAAAUGAGGACAGUUUUAUUUCUUCCUCAAUUCCAUAUUUUGGACCUUUAAAUCUGAUAUUGAAAAGUCCAUAAUUUCUCCUAACUCUAGGCAGAUAAAGGAAUUACUUUGCUAAAGAGGCGCUUUUUAAUUAAUCUCCAACAUAUAAAAAUGUACUGUACAAGUAUAAUUUCGGUACUACUAAUUUUCUAUCUCAAAAAGAUCUCAAAUUACGUCUAGGUGAUAAAUAUGUAACAAAUCAGUAAUAUAUUGUGUCUUCACAAUUUGUGUCUAUAAGACUAUAUAUUUCAUUAAUAAUUGAGCAGUUAUUAUAUUGCUUAUUACGAAAAGAUUCGGACCGACAUUUUUACCUAAUUAUCAACGAGAGACGUACCUCCAUUAAAAGAUAGCAAACCAAACAGGACGAGUAACGUUUGGCCAGACAUUUUCUUUCCACGAAUUCAACUAAACAUUUGUCCCAAUUGUGAAGUGCUUAAUGCUACACUACUUUGAUGUCGGUGAAUAUUGGUUUAUAGGUUUUAUAUUUUACUUUGUUGUCUUGAGUUAUAAUGACGUUGCCGUUGGUAAUUACUAAAAGAUUCUUUGAAUUCAUAGCAAAUGAAUUUGCCUUUUUCAAACAUUCCUCAAAAGUGCGUAAAAACAAUGGAAAAUUUGACCGUUCAUUACACAAAAUGUGAACAGUCGACAACACUUCACAAUUUCAAAUGGCAGACAAUUAAGUGUGAUAUAAUGAUUCCUUACUGUAAUAAGAUUCUCCCAUCCUUCGAUCUUCUUGCUGAGACAAAGAUCCCACUUUUAUCCAGACCUGGCAAAACGUGAAAUCCUCAUAAUGAUUCGUUUAAUCCUCAUGUCAGUUUAAAUCAAACCGGAAAAUAUAGUCGAUAUUUAAGUGAAGGAAAAAGUAGAACAAAAUUGACUGGCAUUUUUAAAGUAACUAAUUUUUUUUUAAACAAAUAGGAUAACAUAUUCUGAUAUUGAAUAUAAAGAAAACGUUUCUCAACAUAACCUAAGUUCGACUUUUCAAUAUUAUUUUAUGUACUGUUUAAUAAACGAGCAGGAGUGUUUUAUUAGGUUUAAAGACACGAGCGCGCAGCGCGAGUGGCUUUAGACCUAAUAAAACACGACCUGCGAGCUUAUUAAACGGCUCAAACACGACUACAAAUUCAAUAGAUAUACCGCCUUAUUAGUAUUCUUUAUAUAAAAAAUACUAAUGAGAACACGACAACAAUAGAUACUGCCUGAUUAGUAUUCUUUAUAUCCCUUAUAUAGGAGUGUUUUAUCAGGUUUAAAGCCACUCCGUUGCACGUGACAUAUUACGGUUGACAUGAUUUGCCAAUAAGCUUAUGAAUUAUUAAUGAGUGUUUGAAGUACUAUUUAAAACACGAGUAGGAGUGUUUUAUCAGACAUAAAACACGAGGCGCAGCCGAGAGUUUUAUGUCUGAUAAAACACGACAAGGAGUGUUUUGAAUAGCUUAAAUACGACUACAAAAGAAUACUAAUUAGGAUGAACCAUUAUAUAAUCAUGCUAAUUAGGAUGAACAAUUAUAUAAUGCCACAUGUGUUUUGUCAGAUAUAAAGUCACUCCACGUGACAUAUUAUGGCUGACAUGAUUUGCCACAAGGUUUAUGAAUUAUUAAUGAGUAUUUUAAUGUUAUAUCUUAUAAUUAUAACGAUUAAUUAAGUUGUUGUAAAUUCGGUUGUACACGCUUUCAAAUGGACCUAUUCCCUAAUGAACAAAAUUUUGAUCUAGACAAGUCUAGACAAACAUUUCACCACAGCUUGAUUCCUUGAAAGAGCAAUUCACAAAAUGUUGUAAAAUGCGGAUAAUAUAGCACUGCGAAGUUUUCCGUUUUUCAGUCAUUUUGUAUUACGCACGGGAAAUUGAUACCGCUUUCUGAAAAAAGCUAUCAAUUUCCCAUGCGUAAUACAAAUUGACUGAAAAACGGCAAACUUCGCAGGGCUAUAUUAUCCGCAUUUUACAACAUUUCGCAACAAAACUUCGGAAUAUUACUAAUUUUGUGAUGCUCUUUCAAGCCGUGAUAAAAUUUUUGUCAAGACUUGUCUAGAUCAAAAUUUCGUUCAUUAGGGAAUAGGUCCAUUAAGGAAGUCAUAUUGGCAUUCAGUUGUUCUCGUUUGAAAAUAUCGAAUUAUGUGGGAUGUUGCCUAGUGACGCAAUGACUAGCGUAUGUGUAUGAAUUUCAUUCAUGAUCCCGCCAUGAUCAUAGUAACAUAAUUUGUAGAAAUAUGGCUAUGUUUAUCAUAUUUUUAUGAAUAUAUGCAAUUAGCAUAAUACUCGGGAGGUGGUUUUUCACGCAAUUUAAUUGGUUGCUCGGCUCCCGAUUAUCCUUGCACUAUUCACUUCCGGACAAAAACAAAAUGGCGUCCCGUUUCGUUCCCGAAACGAAGACCUAAAUUUUUGUACUAAACGAAGCCGCCAAGCGCUCCGUUGGCGGAAGACUCCAGUCUUGAUGUAAUCUGUCACUGAAAAAUUGCAUGUACAGUAAGACCCCGCGUAUAAGAAGCUAGAUUUUUCAAGUUAGCCUACUGAACAGGUUCUUAUAUAAAUGGUGCUUAUCACGAAAUUAGGGACCGUUCAUUAUUUAUACCUGGGCUGGGGUUGGUACCGAAGAGAUAUGGGUUGGGUAAUCAAGUUUUUGACUAGCUCAUGGGCUGGGUAAAAAAUUUUAUGGCUGCAGUGUUUGACAGUUAUAAAAUAAAAUAAAACCAAAAUUACCAUGCGUUGGAAAAUAUGAAGAAAAAUGUGUACAAUACAUUCUGUACCAAAAUAGACCAUCAGUGAUUGAGGAAGUGACUCUAUCGUUGAUCAGCAGGAACGUGAUUGCUUUGGCGCACUCAGUGAGUUUGAGUGUGCUUUUAGAAUUUAUUUAUUUAGGCAACUUGAUUUCUGUCACCAUAAUCUUGUGUGUUUAAUUAUUAUGUAGUACAGUAACACAUGGGUUGGGUAAACAUUAUUUUGACCAUUGUUGAGGUUGGGUAAAUAAAAAAUUUACAGUGGUUUUCGCUUCUCUUCGGUACAAACCCCGGGUAUAAAUAAUGAAUGAAAUGAACGGUUCCUUAGGCUAUAAACAAAUUCUUAAAUAGGUUCUACACCAACCGAAAAUGAGUCCUUUUUCUUUAGAAAAUAAGAACCUGGUUCUUAUUUUCUAAAGAAAAAGGACUAACUUUCGGUUGGUGUAGAUACAAUUAUUUUUUGUUGAUGUGUUCAUACCGAGACAUGUCGCUUUACAUUAUGUUAUGACAUAUCCAGGAUUCUGACGUCUGCGUCAUUUUCACUACUUUGUCUUUGUGACAAGUUUAUUUUCUUUGAUUUAUAAAUUUUUAGUUUCAACUCUUAGAGUGAUAAAAAUAAAAUAAGAACCUGUUUGAAAUUUUAGCCUAUAAAAAGGUUCCUAGUAUAUAAAGGGGGUCUAAAUAUCGUGCAUUUUCAAGUCUAACAGGUUCUUAUCUAGUUAGGUUCUUUAAUAUACGCGGAGUCUUAUGUAUGUUUCUACUGGACUGAAGUUUCCAGUGGCAUUAUUUCCGCAAAUAUAGGCCUUCCUAUUAAUCACUUUUUGCCUUCGCCUUCAAACACGACAAAAAGGAAAAUGCCAAAAUUGAAAUUUCAGUUGCCAAGGGCUUAGGGUUGACGUGUUUGAAAUGUCCAGGCCAAUAUUAUUAUGUCCAUGAGAUAAUGCAUGCAUGGCUCGACGUAGCAUAAUGAUAGCUUGCUUGUAUAUAUUUGAAACCUAUAAAGACCAUAGUCAGACCAGGCAAUUUUUACAACUUGCAAUGCAGUUUCUGACAAAGAGCCAUCAAUAUUAUCAUCAAUAGUAAUUUGUGUCCGCCGAGUAAUAUUAAGCAUAACAAGAUCAAGUAGACAACACUCAAAUAUUUUUAUGCAUUUUUAUUAAAGGAAUACCGAAUGGGUUUUCCGUGCAGGAAUGCAUGAUCCAUGCACGAGGAAUGUCGCGAGACUUUCGGAAAGCGUAAAAAUAUUCGAGUUGCAAGCGAGUGUAUUUUUACGCUUUCCGAAAGUCGAGCAACAUCCCAAGUACAUGGAUCACGCUAUCCUGCUUGGAAAACCAUUUGGUAAUUGUUUUAUAAAAUAACUACAGUGAAACAAUGACAUUUUGGAAAUCACGCGAAGGCAUUUUAAUUCCUCGUGCAGGAUAGCCUGAUCCUGCACGGCUAUUGACCAAUCAAAUUGCGUGUUUCACUGUACGUUGUUAUUAUAUAAUGCCGCAACCUCGUCCCCAGGGUCUUCUUCAGAAGACCCUGGGGACGAGGUUGAUAAUGCAGUUUAUUUUGCAUUUACUGGUGGGAAUCUAUACAGCCAUGUACUGUACUUGGCUAACGGACGCAGCCAUCUCUGGUGUACAAAGUUUGAACUCUUCUGGAUCUGAUAAGGAAUCCUAAAAAGUUCAGCUUAUCUAUUUUUUCUCUACACUUCUGCCAGAUAGUCGAGCGAAAAAUCCUGGCCGUUUCUCCCUCACUUUGUUUUGAAAAUCUGCAAGAAAUAAAAGUAAAAUACAAAUACAAAUAUAUUUAAUACUUGUGACCAGAAACGCAUAUACAAGCGCUGUAUAGGGUAGUAAAAACUCGAUCUGAAAUUGCAAUUCAGACUCUCGCUUUUAUUAUUUUUCACAAUAUACACACGUAUUAACAACGUACAAGUUGUAACAAACCUGCAGCAGACUUGUAGCAAUGCUGUUCGAACAACUUGUCAACAAGAUGCGUUCGUACUGCUUGUUCCCAGCUUGUUGACAACUUGCCAACGGCUUGUUGACAACUUGCUACAAGGUUGUUAAGUUCAACAGACAAAUCUCACAUCUUGUAGCAAGUCUGCCAAACAAGCCGUCAAUAAGUAAGUUGUGUUCGCACUCAAGUUGUCAACAAGUUUGGAACAAGCUGUUAACAACUUGCAACAACCUUGUUGAAUAAAAUCAAGCUUGUUACACACAAACUUGUUUGGGAACAAGCAGUGCGAACACAACUUGUAAACAGAUUUGAAACAAUUUGUUUGCAGACCUGUAACAACUUGUGCGUUUUUACGUGUGUACUAGCGAUUUGCUGUAUUUUACAGAAUGUAAUGAAGCAGUGAUCACUGUAGGACCUGGCUGUAGCGCAGUACCUGUGCUUAGUACAUAGUUAUAUGCACCAGAUUUCUGAGCUUCUUGGGUGAAUGCUGUUUCCCUCACUCUUGGAUACUGUAGAAUAAUAUCAGAUAUACAAAAUGUAGGUGAGGAACUAUGUUGAAAGGAGAAUUCUCAUGUGUAUUAAUUUUAUGAAUCUAGCAGCAAAACGCCAUUUAUAAACAUGGAGAUAUUUUUCCAGAAAUGUUGUAGAAUAUAACAGAAGUAGUAUUUUUUAAAGUUUUGAAAUCAACAGACUUUGCAGAUAUACCCAAAGCAAAAUAUCAGGUUAAAUUCUAACCCAGGCAGGGCUAACAGUAUAAAUCCAACUUUGAACAACCGGCCCAAGAACAAUUAGUCUAUAGACUCUAUAAAUCAUAGAAAUAUGUUUUUUGCUAAAGAUGGCUGUUUUCUGAGAGCUUUGUGUUGGGUAGGUGGAAGGAUUAUCAUUAGAUCGAAUUAGAGUCGGGGUUAGACAGAGAAAUGGGGCCAUGACCAGGAAGGUAUAUAUGGACUAAUACACAAUGAUUAUUAAUUGUGGUUAUAAAUAGCAAACCAUCCUAGAUAUAUACCUUAUUCCUGUAAUAAUUUGAACUUAUUUUUAUUAAGCUGUCUAGCAUCCUGGAAGCUUCUUUCUCCUAAAAUAUUUAUAGUACAAUGAUAAUUAGCAUCAAUAUCACAACACAUUUUAUUGAUAAAUGACCACGGAUUGAAACUGUGAUCAUUGAUCACAAAUCUAUCAUCGAUUAAUAUAAUCUUCUAAUCUGAUUACAUCUCAAGGCACAAAUUAUCGGAAUUUCAUCCUUAAAAAUUUCUCAAUAUAGCUUGAAUUUUUUACAUUCAAUAUAGCUAUUGGAAAUUCUCGAUUGAGUGGCAGACAUUGCAAAUUUGGUGAUUAUUUUGGCCUUACAAGCGAUUAACAGUAGCCCCAAACAGUAAGAUUAUAGCCUGUCAAACAUUCUUGCAAAAUAUGAAAAUUACACAUGAGAAUGACAAUGUUUUUAUCUGCGAGUGUCCACGUAAGGAUGCAACCGACGGCAGCCGCCGCUCUCGUCGAAAUAUUAACUUUUAAAUUAUGUUAAAUUUUAUUUCCUAACCUCAAUUUGUCGAUCUCUAAACCGUGUUUCUAAAUUCUCUUUGAUAUGAGAACCAAGAUCUCUGCCUUGUCGGCUAGAAUCUAUAGGCCAUUGUUCACAAAUUUGUAAAAAUCGUUGAUAUAGUUGGGUCGCCUGAGCGGCCGAUUUUCGAGACGCCAUCUUGAAUUUUGAAGCUCAUGGGUUAUACUGCUGACCAAAGUAUCGCCGGCAUACUAUUAGUAAAAUUCUAGGAAAAAAUUUUAAUAUUUAAAAAUUAUUAAAAAAAGCCCCCGAAAUAUUUUUUAAAAUAUAAAGAUAAAACAAACUUUGACGAUUUAUUACUAAUACAGCGUUUGCAUCUAUUCAUUUUCACAUGAGACGUUUUAGUUUUGUGAAAUUUGUAAUUGAUAGCAAUCUGGCAUUUUUAGUUAAAAUACAACUUCUCAAACUCUGAGUUUGUUUACAAUGAGUCUCCUCAAUAACUUAUCAACAAAACACAAAGAAGGUCAAGAAAUAAGCACCAUAUUGUUAGGUUUAUUACCACGCUAAUAAUCUUCCAGAAAUGAUGUCAACUUUCGCGAGAAGUCGAAUAUUAUAGUGAUUUUGUUAAAAAUACGCCCAGGUGGUGUAUCAUAUGCAACACACUUUUUACUUGAUAGAUUUCAUAGAUUACGUAGUAAAAAAAUAUUUUCAAAUUUUUAAUAUUUUCUAAGACUUAGAAAGUAGAGGGUCUCGCGAGGUCUCCACGCGUGAAUUUUGCAUAACCUGCAAAAUUUCAAUAUGGCUGCCAGAAAUUUCAUAAAUUCUGUUUCCUUUUAGAUUUAAAUACGAAUUCCAUCCAAACGAAACCGUUCGGCGAUAAACCAUUGAACCAUGGAGUUUGCAGAGUUUAUAAAAAUCCCUAUGGUGGAUAAAGUGACCCUAGCUAGGCCUGGAUUGUCUCGUGUUGUUGGGACACUGUGCAUCACAGGGCAUCAUUUGUUAUUUUCAUCUCGUAUGCAAGAUAGCGAGGAACUGAUGGUAGGUAUUGUGAUGUGUGAUAAAUAGAAAUGAUUGAUAUUUAUUUCAGCUUGUCUGUAAAUAAUAAUAGUACUUGUUGUGUCCUGGGAACCUAAUUCCCAGAAUUUUUUUUGAUCUACAAAUUCUACAUUUUUGGACCAGGAACUGGUUCCCUAAACUUGUUGUUGUUGUUGUUGUUGUUGUUAGGGGGCGAUGCAGACGGGCCAUUCCAUUUAAUAUCCACACCCCCCUGUUGAUGAGGUUUCUGAUCUUAGACCCCUUCAGAAACGGUUUUCCGGAAGACCCCCUCGGAAAUUCGCUAUUUUUUCUAGAACCCCUCGGAAAUUUACAAUUUUUCCCAAGCUCCUCGGAAAUAACUGUUGACAUGGUUCCACUAUGAUAGACCCCCUCAGAAAUUUUUGGGAAUUUAUUGACCACCCACUCGGAAAUUUUCGUCAUCAGGUAUACCUCCUCCCCCCCUCGGAAAAUUACAAAAAAAUGUUGACCCCUUCAGAAAUUUUCCUUUCACAACCCCCUCGGAAAUUUCAACUUGGCCACCCCUCAGAAAUUCAGAAUUUCAGACCCCCUUCGGAAAAUCUAGUCAACAGGGGUGUGGAUAUUAAAUGGAAUGGCCCUCUUCGAGUCCGAUCGUCAUGAAAUUUGACACAAUUAUUUUAAACGAUAUUCCUCAUCGACUGACGGUGUCUGAUUUUUUAUUAUCGAUUUAGGGACAAAGUACUAGCAAUUCUUGUCUGUAUGCAUAGAAUAAUAAUAUCCAUAUAAUUAAUAUUCACAGACAAAUUCCAACCACAACAGAGGCAGUCAUGGACCAUUGAUUAAAUUGUUAAUAAUCAUUAUUAAUUGAACAAAUAUUAAAAGCAUUAAGUUUGCCGAUAGUACUACCCAGAAAAAUGCACUAAUUACAUCAAAGUAUGUGUAAUUUGCAUGACAUAUUGUAUAAAACUAAACAUUUAAGCAGACGCUGCCAAUAUAAAAUGGCUCCACUUUGAGAACCAGUGUUAAUUGACUAGUGUUUCGUUCAAUCAUUUAGAUCAUUUUAACAUAUUUUAAAAAUGCCUCGCUGAACCAGCAUUAAUUAAGGGUUUGAAACAAAAGAUUAUAUUAAUUUAUGACCAGAAGUAACUUGAAUUUAACACAUGUGGUAAAUGUCCCCAGAUUUUUCUUAAUUUUCCCCUGCAUUUACAGUCGAUUUCACGAAACUUCAGGGGUGUAUAUUCUUCAACGAACUUUGAUUCUUCCCCCCCUUCUUUUCAGAUUUGAUUCUUUUCCCCAUAUCUUUACUACAUCAGCCUCAAAGGCUUGUGAAUUCCAAUAUGAACUUCGCAACAAACUCAGAACAUUUGUGGUCAAAGUUUCGUGAAAUCGACUGUAAUUAGCCAUUUAAUUCCCAAAGCCCUGGGUCCAGUCGCUCAAAUCCCAUGUUGGAGGGACAAGAAAUAUGGCAGCACACAUUUAAAUUAAAAGUUUAAUGUAAAAAGGAGAUAUUUCAUUUUUGGUCAUCUAAAAAACUUGUUGAUAUUUGAUAGUAGAUAAUUCUACUCUUUCACAUAUUUGAUGCCUGUCACCAUAUAUUUUGUCCCUCCAAACGAUCCUAGAAUGCACUGUGAUCUCUUUUGGGAAAACUGCUACAAGUCUUAAUUGUAGUCGAGUUUCGUGUUUGUUCAAUUAUGCCUUCUCUACACUCUAGCUGUUACAUGACAACGUUGAGAGCGUGGAUCGCAAGGUUUCUGGUCAAGGCGCCACCCUCACCAUCACAUGCAAGAAUUUUGAUUUUUUUCAACUGAUUUUUCCAUUUCUGGAAGAUGCGCAAAAAGUUCAGGCAUCUGUUGAACCUUUAUCUGUCGUUGGUAAGUUAUGGAAAAUUAAACACCUUCCCCAUGUAUAAAAUAACCCUCUCCCCACCUAGAAAUUUAAUAUCCUCACCUUUCCCGUAAAAUAGCCCUCUCCCCCACCGGGAAAAUUAGCACACACCUGCUCCUGUAAAAUAACCAUCUCCCCUACCUGGAAAAUGAAUGCCCCCCCUCUCCUCUGCCACACUUGGAAAAUGAAAAUCCUCUCCCUCCCAUAAAAGAACCCUCUACCCCACCAGGGAAAUUUGGACCAUCCCUGUCCUGGAAAAUAACCAUCUCCCCUGCCCGGAAAACGAGCACCCUCGCCAUCCUGUAAAAUAACCCUCUCCCCAGCAGGAAAAUUAGCACCUUCCCUUAUGUGAAAUAGCCAUUUCCCCCUACCUAGACAAUUAGCACACUCCCCCUGUAAAAUAACCCUCUCCCCCUCUUGAAAAAUGAGUACUCUCUCCUUCUAGGAAAUUAAUAUUCGUUCCCCCCCCCCCAAUCCUUCUGAAAAAUUAGCACCCACCCAGGGAAAUUGGUACUCUCCCCCUAGAAAAUCAACACCCUUUCCCAGCAAAAUCUGAGCCACCUGAGAAAUCUACACCCUCUCACUUUGGGAUCUCUUUUCCCUCUUUGGAAAUUCUUUGCAAUUCCUGACCAGUGAGCCUAAGACAGGAUUCACCUUUACAGCAACAAUUUUGAUAUCUUAUUUUCUAUUUCCCAGAAACCCUCAGUGUGACAUAUCCGUUCUUCUACCAAGCGACAAGUGUGGAAUGUAAAGCAGAGAACGGCUGGGAUCUGUUUAGUAUAGAUACAUAUUUUAUGAAAAUGUUUCAGAAGACUGAAGAUUGGAGACUAUCAAGUGUUAAUAAUGAUUACAAGGUGUGGAUAAAUUUCAAGAACAUUUUUGUCUAUUUUAUUUCAAUAAUUUUUCUAUUCUCAGGGUUCUUCAUAGUUGUGAGUGGGACAGGUAAAACAGGUUUUUCAACAGGUAUAAGCGUCAAUUCGUACCUAUAGUACAAACCUCUAGGGGGUCCGGGUAUUCCCACGGAAAAUUUUGAAAUCUGAUUUCUCUGAAGUGGCAUUUCCUAACAUUAUUUCGUAACAAAUGUACGCAAACUCUAGGCUUCUCAGUGACCACAAUCAGUGGUCGUGGAAACUUUAAAUUUUACCAGUUACCAUCUGAUAAGGAGAACCCUGUAUUCCCCGCAACAAUUAACUGUGAGAUAAAAUUUUUAAAACCGUACACCGGUCACAGGAAUGAAAAGCGUCUGCAUUACGUACUGUAACUACUGUGCUACCGCCAUUUCCAAUAAACAGCCCUUUGUCUUUACAGCUCUGUCACACAUACCCUCCAGUUGUUAUUGUUCCAAGAAAAAUAUCUGACGAUGUUCUUAAAAAGUCCGCAGCAUUUCGACAACACGGUCGUUUUCCAGUCUUGUGCUAUUUUCAUAGUGCUAAGAAGGUAAUGGAUGCAUGAACUAAACUAAUUUUAUUUAUUCUGAAUAGCUCUUUCAGUUCUAAACUGUUCUUCGUAAAGGUCCAGUAAGGAUUAUCUCUUAUUGAUCCAGUGUUCCUACAGGAGGAAUCCUAAACUAAACUAACUUUAUUUAUACUGGAUAGCUUUAUCAGUUCUUAAAUGUUCUCCCUAGAGGUCCAGGAAGGAUCAUCUCUUAUUGAUCCAAUGUUUCUACAGGAGGAAUCCUAAACUAAACUAACUUUAUUUAUACUGGAUAGCUCUUUCAGUUCUAAAAUCUUCUUCCUAGAGGUCCAGUAAGGAUCAUCCCAUAUUGAUCCGGUUUUACUACAGGAGAAAACCUAAACUAAACUAACUUUAUUAACGCUGGAUAGCUCUAUUAGUUCUGAACUGCUCUGUCUAGAGGUCCAGGAAGGAGCAUAUGAUUUGUUAAUUUUUUCAAAAGAUCAGUGACGCAACACCACUUUGCCAAUACUUGACGUAUCUUCACUUAUUUCCCCAGAGUUGUUUAUUACGAAGUUCUCAACCUGCGUCAGGUAUUACAACGAAGAGAUGCAAGGAAGAUGAGAAAUUAUUGAAUGAGACCUUGAGUUCUGACAGUAAAGGUUUAAUAUUUGAUACAAGAAACACGACCUCAGUUUACAACAGCAGAAGUAAAGGUAUGACUUCAUCUCUUAAAUGAGCUGGGCAUGCAAAACAUUUUUCAUGAUCCAAACUGCUAUGGGCAAUUCCACAUGAGAGCUGAGAAAAACCAAAAAAAUUAGACCAGGAAACUUCGAUAAAAACUAAAAAUUCAAUGGCGUACAUACUUUAUGUUUUUAUUGAAAUGCUGAUUUUGUCCUAAGAAACCAGGACAGGCCUAGAACAUUUAUUUAUACACUGAAUGGUAACAUAUUUUCUCCAUGUAGGCUUUGGGGUAGAACCAGAUUCAAAUUACUCUCAAUGGAAGAAAACGUAUGGCAAUCUGGCAAGACACAAGGAAUUUACAGAGAUGUUUCGUAAAUAUGUCGAAGGUGAAGAUUUAAUAUAUAGUGUGGUUUAGAUUUGAAUUUUGAUCUCCAACUUCAUCGUCUUGAUCUCCAACUUCACCAUCUUCAUCAUCCCCAACUUCACCAUUUUGAUCUCCAACUUCACCAUAUUCAACUUCAUUAUCUUCCUCUGAAUUAUCUCCAACUUCACCAUUUUGAUCUCCAACUUCACCAUUUUCAACUUCAUUAUCUUCAACUUCUUCAUCUGAAUCCUCUCCAACUUCAUCUUCUCAUCUCCAACUUCACCAUCUUCAUCUCCAACUUCACCAUCUUCAUCUCCAACUUCACCAUCUUCAUCUCCAACUUCAUCAUCUUCAUCUCCAAUUUCGGUGUAAACAGAAUUUAUCAAAGAGGAAUGAUGUCUAUUUUAGCAUGUAUAGACAGCGAGUCGUCCACAAGCACAUGGUUAUCGAGGCUGGAGUCCAGUGGUUGGCUAAGACAGUUGCAACUUAUUAUAAAUGGUGGUAAUGUGGUGGCUGCAAACAUUCAAAAAGGUUGGUUCAUUUUGAUUAUUCAAGCAUUACUCGAAGUUUGCGUGGCACUAUAUAUUCAAAUAAAACGUGAUAAAACGGAAACUCAUCAGGGGCAGAUUUACAAGGGGCGGGGGGUACACACUUUCCGUAAAGGGCCGGGGUAUAGGGGAGUCUGAAUUUAAUGAGCACCCCUCCUACCAGCUCUGGCUUAUCUAAUCCUGCUUUCUGUUUCUAGGUGCGACAGUUCUGGUGCAUGGUGGCAGCGGUAAAGAUACGACAUUGAUAGUCAGUUCAUUUGCACAGGUUCUGUUGGAUCCACAGUGCCGUACAGUUUUAGGGUAAGAUACUUUUGUGAUGUUACUUUAAUUUGAUUUUUUUCUGUGUUAGUGCAACAGGCCUUAAAAUAUCGGUCGGUCACGGACAUUGUCCGACCCAUUCGUGAAAUUGUCCGACGUAGAGAGGAAACCACCGGACAUUCUGUCCGACCUAAGUGAAACUGAGGUUUAUUGUUUGUCCGACCCGAGUGAAUUGGUGUCCGACCAAACUGUAGCUUUGUCCAACGUAAAUAAAAAUGUACCCUAGCCCAAGACAAAAGGCUUGUAUGUUAAAUGGAAAAUCAGAGUACUAUUGUGUAAAAGGUGAACUGGAAAUGUUGUUUUAACAUAGUCGAGCGCGGGGCGGCGAGCGAAAUGGUGAAGUGGAAAACGGGCUUAAGUUGUUUAAUAUACUGCUAUUCUGGAAAGCAAGUUAAUUUUGGCUUGGGAAUAAGUAUGAAAGAAACAAAUUAUUUAAUAUCUUCACCACUUUUACCGUUCAGAAUGUGCUGAUAUUUAUUUGUGUCAUUCAGACUUAUUUCCGAGUCAAAGGUCAUCGGACAUAUGUCCGACCCAAACUCAACGGCAUCGGACAUUUUGUCAGACGGUUCUGUAAAAGAUAUUUUAAGGCCUGUGCAAUGUACUUAGGUGAAUAUGAUGCUUGUGAUGUUACUCUGAGUGUAUAUCCACACCGGGCAAGCUUGAAAAAAUAUGCCUGGCCACGGUGGGAAUCGAACCUACGACCUUUGCAGAACUUUAGUUUAUUGUUUAUUGAGCCUAUAAAUAAGCCGCGGCUUAAAUAAGUCGCGAACAACUCGUAUAAACAGUCAAUGUACAACAAACUGCGGCUUAUUUAGGCCUAGCUUUCAACUCUGGGCUUAUUUUAGCCGCGGCUUAUUGCAAAUUGACUGUUUAUACGAAUCGUUCGCGACUUAUAUAAGCCGCGGCUUAUUUAGGCCUAGCUUUCAAGCCUGGGCUUAUUUUAGCCGCGGCUUAUUGCAAAUUGACUGUUUAUACGAAUCGUUCGCGACUUAUAUAAGCCGCGGCUUAUUUAGGCCUAGCUUUCAAGCCUGGGCUUAUUUUAGCCGCGGCUUAUUGCAAAUUGACUGUUUAUACGAAUCGUUCGCGACUUAUAUAAGCCGCGGCUUAUUUAGGCCUAGCUUUCAAGCCUGGGCUUAUUUUAGCCGCGGCUUAUUGCAAAUUGACUGUUUAUACGAAUCGUUCGCGACUUAUAUAAGCCGCGGCUUAUUUAGGCCUAGCUUUCAAGCCUGGGCUUAUUUUAGCCGCGGCUUAUUGCAAAUUGACUGUUUAUACGAAUCGUUCGCGACUUAUAUAAGCCGCGGCUUAUUUAGGCCUAGCUUUCAAGCCUGGGCUUAUUUUAGCCGCGGCUUAUUGCAAAUUGACUGUUUAUACGAAUCGUUCGCGACUUAUAUAAGCCGCGGCUUAUUUAGGCCUAGCUUUCAAGCCUGGGCUUAUUUUAGCCGCGGCUUGUUGCAAAUUGACUGUUUAUACGAGUAGUUCGCGACUUAUUUAAGCCGCGGCUUAUUUAGGCCGCGACUUAUUCUCGCUCGUAUAAAUGGCCCUAAUGAUCUCAUACUGGUUGUUCACGGGUACAGUCGCUUAUCUUUUAUUCUCAUUUUAGAUUCGAAAGUUUGAUAGCACGAGAGUGGCUUGCUGCAGGACAUUCGUUCAGAGAACGUUGUAUUAAACUAGGAACGUCAAAUAUGCGAUACAAAGGACAAGCACCGACCUUCCUUAUGUUCCUUGAUGCUGUUUACCAGGUG